AUGAAGCUCUUCAAUUCAAGUGGAACAAACUCCUCCAAAGAAGCUGGAGUGAUGGAGACGAAGUAUGCAGAGAUAAGAGGACCGCAACCAUUUCCAAAACAAGCCCUCAUUGAUCCAGCCGCUCUACCAUGCGAAUUUGAUUAUCAGUGUCGCAUGGGUGAGAGUUGUUCGGGAACAAUAGCUCUGGUGGAUCGACAGGUCACCGUUUGCCAGUACGACGUGACCAAAACGGACCGUCAGUGCAUCUAUCAUGCCGACUGUCUUCAAGGCCAGCAGUGUCUCCGUAACGUAAGCGGUAUUUUUGUAUGUACGGCAUCAAUGGAAGCGGCAUUGGGCACGACACCGUGCACAUACGACUACGAGUGCUCGGGAGGGGAAAAGUGUGUGAACCUUGUGCAAGAAGGAGAGAAGGUUUUUCGCUGCCGCCCCUCGCAAGUGAAGGAUCCGCGUCGUGACCAACUUUGCCGAAGUAACGCAGAAGUGCCCUUAUCAGCAGGUAUGCAGACGAAUAGCUGCUGUGAGCUUAUGUGUUGA
This is a messenger RNA of Ostertagia ostertagi, 534 nucleotides long. The record is from the annotation of a GenBank genome assembly. NCBI's taxonomy places the organism in Eukaryota, Metazoa, Nematoda, Chromadorea, Rhabditida, Trichostrongylidae.